AAGGUACACUUCCAAUGUCAAAUUCAUUCUUGUAUUUGUGUUGUCUUGACAGUUAGGUUAAGUCUACUCCUUUCUCAAAUAAUAUUAUAAUUAUAACAUCUUCUUAUAGUGUGGAAUUGCUCGUGAAUUAUUGCAUAGCAUAAUCCAGAAAUCAAGUCCGUACAGAAGAUGGAGGAUGAGAAGAAGCGCUUCAUUGAACGCGGCUCCCAUAAAGGGAAAGGCAUCGCCGUCUUCACCAGUGGUGGAGACUCUCAAGGUAUGAACGCAGCUGUACGAGCCGUAGUUCGUAUGGGAAUGUAUCUGGGAUGUAAGGUAUUCUUCAUCAAAGAGGGUUAUCAAGGCAUGGUGGAUGGCUGCGAAAACAUUGUCGAAGCAUCAUGGGCUUCAGUCUCUUCAAUAAUACAUAAGGGAGGAACACUGAUUGGCUCUGCCAGAUGCGCAGAAUUCAGGGAGCAGGCGGGGCGGCUGAAGGCAGCCAGGAAUUUGGUGGAGAAGGGAAUCACCAACUUGGUUGUGAUUGGCGGAGACGGCUCUCUCACCGGAGCCAAUCUAUUCAAGCAGGAAUGGCCCGAAUUGCUACAGAUUCUCUUGAAACAAGGAAAAAUCACGCAGGAGCAGGCUGAUAAAUGCAAAUAUCUAUAUAUUGCCGGACUAGUAGGAUCCAUAGACAACGACUUUUGUGGAACUGACAUGACAAUCGGCACGGACUCGGCUCUGCAUCGGAUUAUUGAGGCCAUUGAUGCCAUUGUGUCGACUGCCUACUCUCAUCAACGCACGUUCAUCAUGGAAGUCAUGGGAAGACAUUGCGGGUAUCUAGCCCUAGUGGCGGCCAAUGCCACAGAAGCCGAUUUCUUGUUCAUUCCCGAGGAUCCGGAGCCUCACGACUGGGAGGACUUGAUGUGCCGUAAGCUGGAAAUGGAACGUAGUGCUGGCCAGAGGUUGAACAUAAUCAUCAUAGCGGAGGGAGCCAUUGACAGGAACGGCCAGCCGAUCACCUCGGAGAAGGUGAAGCAGGUGGUGGUCGAUCGACUCAAGCAGGACACUCGCAUCACUGUGCUCGGUCAUGUCCAGAGGGGAGGCAACCCUUCUGCUUUCGACCGAUUGUUGGGUUGUCGUAUGGGUGCGGAAGCAGUGAUGGCGCUGAUGGAAGCGACGCCUGAAACCGAGGCGUGUGUCAUCUCACUGGACGGAAACCAGGCGGUGCGACUGCCGCUUAUGGAGUGUGUCAAGAGAACUCAGGCUGUCGCCAAGGCCAUGGCUGACAAAGAAUUUGAGUUGGCUGUCAAACUUAGAGGAAGGAGUUUUGUGAGGAAUUUGGAGACUUAUAAAAUGUUGUUGUGUUUGAAGGUCCCUCAUAAAGUAGCUGUGAUGCACAUUGGUGCUCCGGCGUGUGGAAUGAACGCCGCUGUCAGAUCGUUCGUCCGCAACUGCAUCUAUCGAGGAGACACUGUCUAUGGCAUACAUGACGGCAUCGAAGGAUUGAUCGCUGGCAAUAUCACGCCAAUGAAGUGGUCUGACGUGACAGGGUGGGUGGCGCAAGGGGGGGCGAUGCUGGGAACGAAGCGCACCCUGGCCACCAACAAACUGCCUCAGAUCGCCGCCCGCCUCAGGGAGUUCCAAAUCCAAGCCAUCCUCAUCAUCGGGGGCUUCGAGGCAUAUCAAGCUGGGCUCCAAUUCUACGAAAACCGUGCCGAAUUUCCCGAAUUUUGUAUUCCACUGUGUGUGAUUCCUUCCACCAUAAGUAAUAAUGUUCCUGGUACUGAAUUCUCUCUUGGCUGUGAUACUGCUGUCAAUGAAAUUACUGAGAUUUGUGAUAGAAUCCGUCAAUCAGCUCAGGGAACAAAGAGGCGUGUAUUCGUUAUUGAAACAAUGGGUGGAUAUUGUGGCUACCUUGCUACUAUUGCUGGUCUAGCGGGAGGCGCAGAUGCUGCAUACAUCUUUGAGGAAAAGUUCUCAAUCAAGGACUUGCAACAGGAUGUCUAUCACAUGGCGGCUAAAAUGUCUGAGGGAGUGCAGAGAGGUCUCAUUUUGAGGAAUGAGAAAUGCAACGAGAACUAUAACACCGAAUUUAUCUACCGUCUGUACUCUGAAGAAGGAAAAGGAUUGUUCAGUGCCCGCAUGAAUGUCUUGGGUCACAUGCAGCAGGGAGGAUCCCCGUCGCCUUUCGACCGGAACAUGGGCACCAAGAUGGCGGCCAAGUGUGUGGAGUGGAUGUUCGAUCAGCUGAAGCUGUUCACGCGCGCUGAUGGUCACGUGUUCGCCGACACGCCCGACUCGGCCGUUCUGCUCGGCGUCAAGCGACGUGCCUACACGCUCACGCCGCUCGGCGAGCUCAAGAAGGAGACCAACUUCGAUCAAAGAAUUCCAACUCAACAAUGGUGGUUGAAGCUUCGUCCUCUGCUCCGUAUUCUUGCGAAACAUGAGAGCACCUACGAAGAGGAAGGAAUGUACAUGCAUGUUGAAGAUCAAGAAUCUGAUCCACUAGUAGUCUAAAUCUCAAUAAUUAUAUUCAAUUUAUUUAUACACUAAAUAAUAUUGUUGUUGAUAAUCAUCCUAAUUAGUUGCUUGUUAAGUAGCACUGUUAUCAAAUCGUACAAAUAGGUAUUCGUAGAGCUACUACCUAAACAAGUGAUUAUUUUCGUUUUGUUUGAAAUAUUUUAUUUUUAUAUGAAAUGAUUUUCCUUGCUGUUACUUAUCUAUUUUGUUUAUGAAAUCUCGUUCUCAAUAUUUAUAUGUUUAUUCUGAUCAUGUUCAUCUUAUCACGGAAUUAAAAUUCACCAUCGCAUGCAUUGUAGAAAUUGUAGACUGCAUCUAAUAAAAAUUAUCAUUCAUAACUAUAUUAUUGUAUAACUCUUCACUUUUAUCUAAAUCGUAUCUUAAAAUAUCUCCUAUUUCUAAAAUGAUAUUCUUACUUUGUCAAUAAGAAAAUAAAUAAAUUGGAGUACAAA
Messenger RNA from Nilaparvata lugens (brown planthopper), 2948 nucleotides. It is a transcript of the gene Pfk, whose product is annotated as ATP-dependent 6-phosphofructokinase. Gene Ontology annotation, biological process: fructose 6-phosphate metabolic process; fructose 1,6-bisphosphate metabolic process; canonical glycolysis. The transcript has 17 exons. Lineage: Eukaryota; Metazoa; Arthropoda; Insecta; Hemiptera; Delphacidae. Gene Ontology annotation, molecular function: 6-phosphofructokinase activity; fructose-6-phosphate binding; monosaccharide binding. The coding region runs from base 169 to 2493 and encodes 774 amino acids. Gene Ontology annotation, cellular component: 6-phosphofructokinase complex; cytoplasm. The record is from RefSeq and is a predicted model, not a curated record.